UUUGAUAAAUUUUUGAGUUAAAAUGGACGAAGGUAUGCAUUGCAUUGAUCUUUUGUCUUUCCUCCCGGCCCCACAUGUUUAUUUCAAACACAUCAUCCACCACUCAUAUGCCUCCACCUGUUCUACCUUCCUCGGUUGCAAUUUCUUUCGACUCUUCUCGGCUGAGGAAAGACCCUUCUCUUGCCGAAUCCGUUAAUUGCUUAUUUUUUUCUUUUCCUAAAUGACACAUUGACAUAUAUGCCCCAAGGUCAUAAAUGGAACUUAAAACAAUGAAAACCAGUUAAAUACUCAUACCAGGAAACAGCCAUUUUUACACACUUCUGGGAGAAAAAAAAUGGGGUCGCGAUUCGAGGUGGAGGUGAAAAUCUCAUCAGCGAAGGAUUUGAAGAAUGUGAAUUGGCGCUACGGCCGUCUCAAGCCUUAUGCUGUUGUUUGGGUUGACCCGAAAGGGAAAUGUUCCACGAAGGUGGACGAUAAUGGUGAUACUAAUCCUUGUUGGAAUGAGAAGCUUGUAAUUCCUUUAUAUGCUCCGAUUGAAGAAUCGACUUUGUAUGUUGACGUUGUUCAUGCUAAUGCUCCUGAAGGUGUUAAGCCUCUUAUUGGAUCGGGGAAGCUUCCGCUCCGUGAUGUUGUCGAUAGCGUUGGAAUCGGCAACCUAACGGAGCGGUUGCUUGAGUUGAAGCGUCCUUCUGGUAGGCCUCAUGGGAAGGUGAAGGUAGAGGUUUGCGUCCGUGAUCCGCGCUAUCGUGCGCCGGAUCCGUAUUAUGCGGCUCCUUAUGGUGUUCCUCCCCCUGGAUCAAAGGAUUACCCGGCUCCGCCACAACCUUACGGCGGAUCAGGAUCGAGGGAUUACCCUGCUCCGCCUGCAGGAUCGAGGGAUUACCCUGCUCCGCCGCAACCUUACGGUGGCGGAUCAGGAUCAUAUGGUGCUCCGGCUUCCCCUUAUCCUUCUCCUGCUCCUGCCGCUGCUCCUUACGCCGCUCCGCCGUCUGGUUACCCGUACAGCUCGGCUCCGGCUUACGGUCAAUCACCAAAUUACGGUUCCACUCCUGCUCCGGGUUAUGGUCAACAACCAGGUUACGGUGCACCUCCUGCGCCGUACGGGCAGCAGGGUAGUUACGGACAGCCUGGUUACCCGCAAGGAAGUUACGGGUCGCAGGGUGGUUACGGGCAGCAAGGAAGUUACGGGUCACAGGAAGGUUACGGGUCGCAGAAAACAGGAUAUGGGAAUGAGCAGCAGAAGAAAAAGGGGUUCGGAGGAAUGGGGCUGGGAGCGGGAUUGGCUAUGGGUGCAGUUGCAGGGGCACUGGGUGGAUUAGCAAUAUCUGAGGGUAUUGAUCACUUUGAGAAUAGCAUUGCUGAUAAAGCAGCAGAGAAGGUUGAGGAGGAUCUCGAUGAUGAUUACGAUGAUUAAUUCUCGAAAAAUUAUCUACCGUCUUUGAUGUGAGUUUAUUUUGAUUCACAUUUUCUUGUAUACAAGAAAAAAAAAAGUUGUGAAUUUUGUGCUUUAUUUACUGUUUGUUAUUCGAUGUACAACGUUAUCCCGGAUGAAAGUUGUUGCCAUAACUUCAAUGACUAUAUUCCAUUCCCCAAGGUUCAAUUAUGCUCUAAAUUACUGGGUUUAAGAGUUUGUAUGUAAUAAGGUAAUUUUGGUGAAGAUUAGGGAAUGAACUAUAUGCAUAUUCUAUU
Messenger RNA from Capsicum annuum, 1689 nucleotides. Its product is annotated as protein SRC2 homolog. NCBI's taxonomy places the organism in Eukaryota, Viridiplantae, Streptophyta, Magnoliopsida, Solanales, Solanaceae. Bases 335 to 1414 code for a protein of 359 amino acids. Gene Ontology annotation, biological process: defense response. The transcript has a single exon. The record is from RefSeq and is a predicted model, not a curated record.